AUGUUCGUUGAGAUAUCGGCGGCUUUUCGUGACGGGAAACUGGCAGAGUCCUUGAUUUUCGUAGUCAGAGACACUCCGGAUUGGGAUCAAGAGGAAGCGUUUUUGGAGCGUGUUUGGGCGGAAAACGAGAAUUCAUCGGAUUUACGAGAAAUCUCUUUGUCUCUUCGUCGCCAUUUCUCCAAAAUCGAGUGUUUCUGCACGCCGAGAGCUUCAGAUAAUGUUCGUUUCGCGAAUCAAUUUUUAGAAGUUCGAGAACAAGAUUUCGCCUUGCUCAGCUGCUUAGCCCGGAUCAAGUACUCGGUGAUCGAAAAGUGCAAGAAUUUUCAGGGAAAAGAAAUUGAAGACAAAAUCGGUUUGGCUCAGAAAAUUGUCGACUAUCUUCAAUACGAGGCACCCGAGUUGAAAACGACUGUGGUGCUGAGCAAAGAAGCAACGGUGGCCGUGGCGAUGAACAAGUGCAGCGAAAUCUUUCGAAAAGCUUUGAAAAACAGCUCUCCAGAAACGUUGCAAAUCGCGGAAACGAUGGCUCGGAAAGAGAUCGAUCAGCGUUUAAACGAGUUAUUGAAAGCUGGGAAUAUUCCUGAAGCCAAAAACCUUUUAGAGGCACAGAUACAGGAAAUUUUAUCCGAAAAGCGGCUUGACUUCAAAAACGUCGAAAAUGAUAAGGAAAUCCGGAGGAAAAGCGACGAGUUUUGCGCAAAAUUGAGAACAAAUAUACAAAAGCUUUCCAAGCUUGACGAAGCUCUUGAAAUGAAAAAAACGGGAAGGGUACAAGAAGAGAUUGCCGAGGCAGGGGUCGAGCUUCUCGAGACAUCGAUACAAACGCUUGAGAAUUUCCUUCAAAACCGGAUCACCUAUUUGAAAGCCCAAUUCGUGCAGACAACCCUGAAUGAGAUGAACAGCGAAAUGAGGGAAACACUCGCAAAGAUCGAACUCCAAACAAUUCCCGAGCAAAAAUGGCUAGAAAGUCAAGUUGACUCGAGAAUGAAAGCUUUUGAAGAAAACUGUUUUCGACAUGAGAUUUGUAAUGAUGAAUGGGAAAAAGUCAAGCCAGAGGCAACGAGAAUGUUUAUGACAACAGCCAGCAAUGCCCUUGUGAUCAUCAAAAUGAAAAUUGAGGCUAAAGAAGAAGAAAUGGCACUUCAAAGAGAGAUCGAAGUGAGAAAAGAUGAGAUCGAGAGGGAAAAGACGAGGAAAUUGGAGGAAUCUGCAUUGAAAGCCAUGCAAGAGGAACGCAAAAAUCAAUCCAUUGAAUCGAAAGUUUCAGACGAUCAACCAACUAUUUCUUCAAGUCCAGACUACAAGGCUGCCGAAAGACUGGUGAAAGAUGAACUAAAAGUGUUCGAAAUGGUGGUAAAGAGAACAUCGAUCGAUCGAAGCGCCUUUCUAAAGCGGGAAAUGAAUCAAACUUUGAAAAAUCUCAUUUCGAAAUACAAAAAACAACAACUUCCCGAAAGCGAUCUGAGGAAAUUCAAGGAUUUAUUGAUCACAAAUGGGCGGAGAUUUGUGAGGGAAAAUUUCCGGAUCGAGUUGACUGCAAAUGAGAUUGAGAAUCCAAUCGAGAGAGUCAUUUCAUUCACUGAAGAGGAGAGAAAUGUUUUGAAAAAUAAAGCUGAAAAACCAAGAGGAUGGAACAUGAGGAAAGAGCUCGACUGCCAGGUAGUUCAACGGGAAUUCUCACAUCAACAAUGGCAGGACUUCGAAAAAGUCACCAAUUUGAAUCUUGCCACUUUGGAGAUUCUGAUCCAGAACUCGAACUCGAGGCGAACGUUUUUCCUUCAAACUUUGGUGAAAAAUGACUACUAUGGAGAAUUGACGAAUGUGCUCAAUCGGAGUCUCGCAGAAGGGUGGAUGAUGUUCUUCAGGAAAGUGCCGAGGAACGAUUUGUGUUUCGAGGAGAUGCAAGAUUUCGCCUACAAAGUCGUCCAUCGGUUGUCGAUUCAAUUCCAUUAUCCGUCAUUGAUGCAAUAUUUGGAUGAGAACUUUCAAAGAUCUGUGCGUCAUCAUCAGAAUGUCUCAUUUCAACAUGGUCAACAGGCAUCAAGGCCCAAACCCAGCUCAACCUCAGCUUCAGAAAUUCUCUUAUGUUUGAGGAAU
Messenger RNA from Mesorhabditis belari, 2097 nucleotides. The record is from the annotation of a GenBank genome assembly. NCBI's taxonomy places the organism in Eukaryota, Metazoa, Nematoda, Chromadorea, Rhabditida, Rhabditidae.